Molecule: messenger RNA, 1816 nt
Organism: Thunnus maccoyii (southern bluefin tuna)
Lineage: Eukaryota; Metazoa; Chordata; Actinopteri; Scombriformes; Scombridae
Gene: spag6
Product: sperm associated antigen 6
Exons: 11
Coding region: 202-1725 (507 amino acids)
Biological process (GO): filopodium assembly; neuron projection extension; epithelial cilium movement involved in extracellular fluid movement
Cellular component (GO): acrosomal vesicle; microtubule cytoskeleton; sperm principal piece
Molecular function (GO): microtubule binding
Source: RefSeq, a predicted model, not a curated record
CGACAGAGCGUUCUGCUUCCUGUGCGUUGCCACGGCAACACUUAACAACACUAACUACCUAGCUUAACCCAAACCUGGAGACGGCCAGGAGCAACAGUACACUAAAUCCUGUCAUAACUUCAAACUGUUUUUUUGGGAGGACGAAGAUAAUUAACGAGGGAAAAAUAAAUAUUCAAGAGUCAAUUUUCCAGCAGUGUAACAAUGAGUCAACGGCAGAUCAUUCAAGCUUUUGAGCAGUAUCAAAAAUCGAGGAUGCAGUUCGUGCAAACUGUUGCUGAUCUGGCAGCCAGGCCACAAAACAUAGAAAUCCUUCAAAAUGCGGGUGUGAUGUCCAUGCUGCGUCCCUUGAUGUUGGAUGUUGUUCCCAGCAUCCAGCAGACGGCAGCUCUGGCUCUUGGCCGCCUGGCAGACCACAGUGACGACCUGGCCGAGGCUGUGGUGAAGGAGGACAUCCUGCCCCAGCUGAUCCACUCUCUGGCCUCGCAGAAUAGGUUCUAUAAGAAGGCAGCAGCGUUUGUGCUUCGUGCAGUGGCCAAACACUCCCCUGAGCUGUCCCAGGCAGUGGUGGCUAGAGGGGGGGUGGACGCCCUGGUUCUCUGCCUGGAGGAGUUUGACCCCGGGGUGAAGGAGGCUGCCGCCUGGGCUCUGGGCUACAUCGCACGACACAAUGCACUGUUGUCACAGUCGGUGGUGGAUGCAGGCGCCGUCCCCCUGCUGGUGUUGUGUCUUCUGGAGCCUGAGAUGGCUCUCAAACGCAUCGCAGCCUCCACUCUCAGUGACAUCGCCAAACACACACCAGAGCUGGCCCAGACUGUGGUUGAAACCGGUGCCAUCGCACAUCUGGCACAGAUGAUCCUCAAUCCAGAUGCUAAACUCAAGAGGCAGGUGUUCUCGGCCCUCAGCCAGAUCAGCAAGCACUCAGUCAGCCUGGCAGAGAUGGUGAUAGAGGCUGAGAUCUUCCCCGCUGCAGUGGCGUGCCUCAGAGACCCGGAUGAGUACGUCAGGAAAAACGUCACCACCCUGAUGAGGGAGGUGGUCAAACACACACCAGAGCUGUCCCAAGUGAUUGUGAAUUGUGGCGGCAUGGCAGCAGUGAUCGACUAUCUGGGUGAUUGCCAUGGAAACCUGCGCCUGCCGGGGAUCAUGAUGCUGGGAUACGUGGCAGCUCACAGUGAGAGCCUUGCCAUGGCUGUUAUUCUCUCCAAGGGGGUGCCCCAGCUGGGCCUGUGUCUGUCAGAGGAGGCUGAGCAUCACAUCAAGGCGGCCACAGCCUGGUCCAUCGGCCAGAUAGGCCAUCACACGCCUGAGCACGCCAAGGCUGUGGCCACAGCCAACCUGCUUCCCAAGCUGCUGCAGCUCUACAUGGACGCCAGCAGCUCAGAGGACCUGCAGACCAAAAGUAAGAAGGCUCUGAAGAACAUCUUGCAGAAGUGUACCUACGUGCCUGCUCUGGAGCCCCUCCUCUACGACGCUCCCAGCAACAUCCUCAAACACGUUGUCUGUCAGUUCAGCAAGGUGCUGCCUCAUGACAGCAAGGCUCGCCGUCUGUUUGUGACCAGCGGGGGACUAAAGAAAGUGCAGGAGAUCAAGGCUGAGCCCGGCACCCCUCUGCAGGAGUACAUCAACUCUAUCAACAGCUGUUUCCCUGAAGAGAUAGUCAGGUACUACUCUCCUGGCUACUCAGACAUCUUGUUGGAGCGGUUGGAGAACUACCAGCCAGCCUGACACCAGCUCACACCACACACCCUGUUGCAAUAUUAAUAUGAAGAUGUAACGUAUAUAUAUAUGCUUUGACAGUAAAGUGUUUUUCAUCUUU